UCACACAUUGUUGUUAUUUCUUAAUUCAAAUUCUUCAAUAUCGUAUUAAACAACAAAUCGUAACCCAAAAUGAUGACAUGAUGUCAAGCUGGAUCUCACAUUGGAUCUACCCUGACCAGGAAUUUACUCUUGCGAAAGAUUGCCAAAGUGCAAUAUUCGAAUCAACUUUUUGCCAUAUUCUUUCAAAUCUAUACAUUAGUUUAAAUUAUCUUAUGACUUUCAAGUUUUUAUAGCAAACCGAUUGCCUGAAAUUUGAUCAAGUAAUUUUUUUCAACGGGUGCUUAACAUCAAGCAAGCAAAGCAAAUAUGGACCGAUUACGAGCCAUAACCACUACUCGCGAACGCGAGGAUUCCUUUGCCGACGAUACCCGAAAACUCCUCGACCAGUGUCGUCUAGACGCCGAAUACGCCAACUACUUGUCUCAAACACCCGCUAAAUUGGACGCAAUUCUGACAAACUUCAUCAAAUUCAGCAGCUAUAAUGACUCAUCCAAAUGUCUGGAAUGUCUGGAAUUAAUUGCUGUUAUUUUGAACCAAAGAGACGGUUUGUGUUACCUUCAAAACAAGUUCAUGCUUUUACACACCACAUAUAAGGUUCUGACUGCCGAAGAGUCGCCAAAAUUGGUGACCCAACGAGCUUUGCAAGUGCUUUUCAAGCUAGCCGAAUGCUCCGACAACUUGAAGUACAUGUUUGAAAACGAUGUUCUAGAGUUCUUAUAUCAAAUUUGCCGAAGUUACGAAUCGCCCUCGCAAAACUGCAGAAAUAUGUUGAAACUUUGUCUUCAUUUCAUAGAAAAGUUGUUAAACGGUCAGCAAAGUCAGCCCGGAGGCGACGAGAUUUCGUACAGAAUUGCAGACGAGCAUCUUAUUUUGCAUCAACUGGGUAAGAACGACCCUGAAAUAUUUAGUCACGCGCUGAAAAUUCUGACCCUGAAAAAACAUCUUGACUUUAAUGUUGUAAAACACAGCUUGGAAAAGUUAGAAACGAGAACUGACAGCGGCUUUGAUGAGCAGAAAUUGUUAAUUUUGAACUAUCUUUACUCAAUUUUCAGUUUUCCUAGUUGUACAAGAAGUGUAGCGUUGGCUUUAAAAUUUAUUCAGUCAACCAAAAUUAUAAUAUAUUCUUUUCCACAAGAAACGUUUGAUGACGCAGUUCAACUGAAGUCAAUUUUUCGACUUACUUGCGAAGUUUUGCUCAAAUCAAAUGGCGAUAUGGAGAAUUUGCCAUUCUAUAGAGAGCUUGUAGUUCUGACUCUAAAUUCUGGGAAGUUACCAAGUGAAGUAAUGAGUUUGUGUUUACAAACGGCAAUCUUGUUGGAACACAAAAUUUGCCGUGAACGAAAACCCAGAAACUUCUAUCUUUUUCAACCCGAAGAAAUGAACAUUUUAGUACCGGCUUUGGAAAUUUACCAAGAAAACUAUCAAGUUAUAGUUUGCGUGUGUGAGACUAUUUUUGUAAUUUGUUCGAGUUACAACUACGACAAAACUUUUAAACGAUUUUUGAUGGCAAAAAAUGUGGAUUUGAUGCUGUUGAAAUUAGCCGAAAAGUUUCAGCAUUAUGAUUAUCUGCAGGUUUUGACUUCGGUUUUGCGAGCGGUGCGAGGCUUGAGCGACGAAAGCUUAGAAAUAGCGUACGAGUUUACAAAUUACAACAAUUUACAAAAGUGGGCACAGAUUUUCAAACUUUACCCGCAAGAUCCCAAGUUCACGCUGGAAGUCGUGCUGAUUUUGGACGUUUGGUUCCAAUGCAACUCCACAAUUCACGAAAGUCUGGACUACAACAUUCACGAGUUAACUCUAGGAAUUCUGGAACACUUUUGCAACGACAGUCCUCAAAUGGUGUUUUAUACUCUAAAUAUUCUUAGUCGCUAUGUUUCCGUUUUCAAAAGUGCCGGGAUAAAUGCUGCCAAAAUGUUGUCACCGUGCAUAAAAGCGCUUUCAGUUAACCUCGAAAAACAUGAAGUUCAAGUUAAAGGCUUACGCCUUAUUAAUAGUCUUGCAUUGAAAAUCCGCAAGGUCGAAAUCCGUGACGAAACCUUCAUGAACUAUUGCCAUUUGUUGACCAACAAUUUAAGCGAGUAUAAGGAUAAUUUACAGAUUAAGAAAGAAGUAUUUUUGUCUUUGAAAAUAUAUUCAGAUACAAACUUAUACUUCUAUCAAUUCGUGAUAGACUUCAAAAUUAUCGACAAAAUUCUGCACUCGCUAGAAAUACACGAGACACUAAACUCAACCGAUUCAGAGUUAGAAUGCCUUCAGAAAAACUUCUUCUUAACAUUGAAGAAAAAAUGCAAAGGUAAUAUUCUGAAUGAAUUUUUGUUCCUGGCUUGUUUCAAAAAUUACGGCAAAUCAGUGGUAGCUUUAGUUCUCUUAGGAGCUGAUGUUAACUACGAAAAAAACGGCGAGUCAUGCUUGAGCCGAAUUGUUGCCAACGAAAAUUUAGAGCUGACUUCAUUUCUGCUUCAAAACGGCGCGACAAAAGACGUCGAGAUAUGCUUGGAAACUGUCUUGAAAAACGAAAACUACCAAAAUCGAGACGAGAUGAUUGCAAUCAUCUUGAGUCGUCACGGCACAAGUCGCGAAACGGGUAGUGUCGUCUGGGAACGACUUGGACUCGGGAACCCGAAACCCGAAUGGCUUUUCAAAACGUUCGUUACUGUCUUUGACCAAAACAGUGAAAACUGUCGGGAAAACUUUCAGAAAAAUGGUCUCGUUAAAACUAAUAAUGGUCAAAAUUCAAGACGUAAUACUGGUCCCUUUCGGCGAAAACUAACCCCGGCUCACGGAAUGACUUACAUCAAUCCGAGCAGCCUCCCAUACCAGAAGCAACAUUCUCGAAGCAAUACCGUAAACUCCGAGACCUUAAUGAACGGAAUUGCCGAAACGCGAGAAAGCGUGGAUGAAAGGAGAAACCGAAUCCAGUCGUCUACUGCCGGGUCUGGCUCUGAAGACAACCCAGUCCAAGGGGAGUGGACCUUGUCGUCGUCGGAAUCUGAGACGUCGGAUCUCGGGUCAAGUCAUCGAGGAAAAGAGCUUCCGGUAUAUCCUUCUUUUGAUGAUUUCAUUGAAAUGGAACGCAUGAAAGCCGACGCUUUAAACUACUUCAAAUUCAAGACGUAUCAUGAAACAUCACCAUCAACUUCCGAGCGUGAAAUUAGUUACUUCUCGACUGAUAGUCAAGAUAUCUUUGGGAGGUUUUUGACGAGAGCAAUUAGCACUAGAACCGGAAAUGUUGUCGCAGAGGCCAACAGUUGCAGACAGCCGAGACAUGAGGCUUUGACUGGGUUUCAAAAAUAUCACAGAUUCAAAAUUGAAACUUUAGCUUUGAGUGAAAACCAAAUCACCUCCCUCGAUUCAAUUGCCAUGAGCGGCAAAUUAACUCUAUGUUUUGCAUCGCUAAAGAACUUCUUUCUAAGUCGGAACAAGUUAUCGAAACUCCCAGCAAGUUUGAUGAAAAAUUUGACAAAUUUGGAGAGUUUAAGUUUAAAUGAAAACUCAUUCACGGAAUUUCCGUUCGAAAUAUUUCUCUGCAAAAAACUUGAAGAGGUUGACCUUUCCCACAAUUUCCUGUCAAAGUUUUCAGAUCCGGAGUCUGAAAAAAAUAACAGGUCAUCUUCAUCGAUGAAAAUUCUUAAAAUUUCGUCCAAUCAGAUUAAAGAAUGGCCAGAGCAAUUCUCCAAAUGGUUUCCUGAAAUCACUGAUUUGAACAUGGAGCAAAAUGGUCUGUCGAAACUUCCUGAUUUGUGUAUUCCAAAUAAAAUCCAAAUUUUGGACUUUUCUUCUAAUAAACUGAAAUCGAUUCCCAUGAAUUUUCUGUCCUCUUUCGCAAAUUUGAAACAGCUGAGUCUGAGAGGAAACGCUCUCACAGACUUGCCUGAAGACAGCGCGUCCCUUCUGACAAAUUUGACCGUGUUAGACUUAUCUAAAAAUAGUUUGGCAAUUGAAAAAGAACCAUUCAUUCCUAAUUUCAUUCUUAAUCUUCCCUGGUUGCGAGAUUUGAACUUAAGUAGCAAUCAUUUGAUCGGGCUUCCGAAGCCUUCGUUUUGGAAGAGUAAAGGUCUAGCUAGGCUUCGAUGCAGUUUCAACCAAAUUGAAUCGAUUGAUUUAAGCAACGAUUUGACAAACUUUGACCAAUUAACCGAUCUUUAUUUAGACUAUAACGCCCUCAAAGCGAUUCCGAAUGAAAUAUGUUACCUGAAAAAACUCGAAACCCUGGAUGUCAGUCAUAAUCCAAAAAUCAAACGAAUACCUUCUGAUUUAUACAAAUGCGAAACGUUGCGCAGGUUUUAUAAACUCGGGUUAAAUUUAGUCAAUAUGCCCGCUUUUGUUCAAAGAGGAAAUACAACUGCUUUAAUGAAAUACCUGCAGGAGCGAGCUAGAAAUUCAACAAGUUAUUACGCUGUUAAAAUGCUACUUAUGGGGCAUUCGGGCCGAGGCAAAACGACAAUUCUUCGAAAAUUGAUAGACGACAACUAUGAGCCGCCUGAAAACGUCCCGCCACAAAACUCGGAGCCCCUCGGAAUUGAAAUUUCCCAAUGGACGAUGAAAGCAAUCGACCGCAAGUCGAACAAACCCGCUGAUUUUUCCCUAAACUGCUGGGAUUUUGCCGGGCAAGAGGAGUUUUUUGCGACUCAUCAAGUUUUUGCUUCAACCGAAGCGUUAUAUAUGGUGUUUUACAAUUUGGCUGCUGAAAAUUUAAACCAAGAACUAAACUUAGUUUCUUCGUGGCUGUACAACAUUCAUGCUCGGGGUCCGAACGCGGCAACAAUUAUAGUAGGAACUCACGUUGAUUUGAUUCAAGACGAAAACGAAGAAACUCGAAGAAAACAUUUCUGUUACGAGUUUUUCAGCGACCAUUUUUUUAGUCAGACUCACCGUUACACGUACGCGUUUGUUGGUCUGAAAUCAAGCGAUGAAACGGCGGCAACACUUUCAGAAAAAAAUUCGGUCGCAAAUUUACGAAGUCUGAUUCGAACAAAAUUAGCCGAGUUUAAAAUCGAAGGAGAAUAUUUUAUGGGACGCAGAAUACCUUUAGUGUAUCAAAACCUUGAAAAAGCUGUGAUUAAUUACAAAGAUAGAAUUAAACGAGAUAAAACUGGCAUUAAAAGUGUAAUCGAUUCCCUCACAAUUUCGAACUUGAUUCGGAAAAGUAAGUUGGAUUUAAGCGGCCAUGACAUCCACUUGGCCAUGAAGUUUAUGAACAGCACAGGCACCGUUUUGAUAUUCCCUGAUAUGAUUUUUUCACGAGCACAGCCUGACAUAUAUUUUCUGGACCCGCAGUGGUUAUGCUCAUUAAUGGCUCGCAUCCUAGUUUCGAACCCCAGAGCUAGAGAAAUUAUCCGAAAUUCCGUCAUUACAUACGAGGGAUUGUGCAUCAUUUAUGGACCUGAAAUAACCCUACUCAAAAUUUUUAUUCGCCUCAUGGAAAAGUUUUGUAUUUUGAUCCCAAUUGACGAGCAAAAAUGGCUGAUUCCGAAUCAAUUACCUCGUAAACAUGAGUCAUACGUGUCUCACAUGGAAAUAUUGCAUAAUGAUUACGUAAUCCAGCGAAAUUACUCCAUGUUAUUUCUGCCUGAAAGCUUGAUGCCUCUUUUCCUAGCUAAAAUCUACUCUGAAAAGCAGGAUAUUUUGCCACAUGAGUCAAAACUGGAAAGUAAAAAUGUACCCAAGGUUCCAGUCACGAUCGAUUAUUUCUCAGAUUACGUUGAAUUGUGUGUUUUGAGGGAUCCGGUUGUGGCGUCUGCGAUAGAAGUGAAAAAGGGAGAAGAGCGAACCAAUAUUGUCAUUACAGUCCCCAUGACAGUCCCUGGACGUCAGAUUCUGGGAAACCUAAUCGAUCAUUUCGACUUUGUCAUCAAUGAGUCUUUCCAUGGUAUCUCGCCCCACUUGGGCAACUCCAACAAAAACCUCUUCGAUAUUCAAGCAGUCUGUCCAAUUUGCAUCCGAAGUCGAGAUCCGGAGUCGAGGAGUCUGCCGACGUUGUUUCCAAUCGAAGACCUCGCCAUCCGAGUGGCACAGGAUAACUACGGGGUCACUUGUACUCGACAUCCAGAGAAGACUAUUUCGAUUUUGGAUCUGGCUCCUGAUUUGUCGCUAAGUGAUUUGAAUGAACAAAGUCGCCGACUGAACAUUGACCAACUGGACCACGCCGACACCAAAGUGUCUCGUCUGGGAUCCGGGGGCUUUGGGACUGUCUUCAGAGUAUCGGUCGGAGACAGUGAUGUUGCAGUGAAGGUGUUUGGGGGGUCGAACAGCUCGGACGUGCAGAUGAUCAUGCGUAGAUUGUCUAACUUGAGGAAGGAACUGAAAGUGAUGACGAGAUUGAGACACCCUUCCAUUCUGUCGGCCAUUGGAUUCACGCUGUCCCCCCAGACGGCACUUGUUUUGGAACUAGCUCCCCACGGAAGUCUCGCCAGUGUGAUCUCAACCGGACUUAUUAGAGGCAGGAGCAUCAAGCAGAAAAUACUCUCCCAAGUGGCCCAGGGCCUGUCUGUAUUGCAUGCUUCCAAAAUCAUCUAUAGGGAUUUGAAACCGGAAAAUAUCUUGAUAUUUUCUCUUUCAACGGAAGCCAAGAUCAAUGCCAAAAUUGCAGACUAUGGAAUCGCGUGCCAUGUUGGACCAAUGCACUUAAGUUCCUCCGUCGGCACAAUAGGUUACAAGGCGCCAGAGCAGAUCAAAGGUAGGUACUCGAUCCAGUCUGACAUCUACGCAUUCGGCAUAGUGGCCUACUACCUAGUGACAAAUGGCACUCAUCCUCUUGGAGACAUCCCAUUCGCAGACCAGAUGGAGAAGGCAGCUCUGGCUAAUAUGAAGUUCCCCUCUAUAAGCGAGAGAGGCGCGGCGCCCUGGCCAGACAUUGAGUCUCUAAUCUUUCACUGCACUGAUCCCAAAGAAGACGAAAGACCCCGGUCAGCAGAUUUGGUCCAGGUGAUCCAGGCGUAUGACUUCCAGCUGAUGAGGAGGAGGGUCAAACUGCCUAAAGAUCUGACUGACAACUACGUGGUCAACUGCAUCUCAGCAAUCAGACGAGAAACAGACGACGAAUCCCUGAGGAUUCUAAUCGGGACUGGAUCUGACAAGGAGACGAAGUCACAUGUCAUCAGUAUCGAGUACUCUAACGCAAAGACCACACACACUGCAAUAGCAGUGCCUGAGAAGGAGAUCAUGUGUCUCAAAAUAGUAUCCGAUGAAGAGAUACUCAUCGGAACCUUGCAGGGAUCCCUCUACAAAAUGAAUCUGCAGUCAAACAAUGACUUCUCCAAACUGCUCCAAUUUCCGGGAGACACGAUCCUCAGUCUGAUCAGCUGCAUCACCCACGACAACUCCGAAGUAAUCAUGCUCGGCCUCGCUUCGGGCACUUUAGUGUGUGUCGACAGAAUUAACCUGCUAUCAGAUGUGGACUUCACGAGUUACCAAAAUGAGAUGUUCAUUUUCAAAAUGGUCUCCGACUUCGGACGAGACACAGCCGAGACUCCCAUCUGCAACCUCAUCAACACUAAAGAGGAUUUGCUGUGGCUCUCUUGUGGCUCCCAGUUGAUGUAUUACGAGGUGUUUUUGAGCGACAGGCGACUGAGUGAACAGACACAAGACACGUUUGAAGUGUUCGGAGUUGAGCCGAAACCCGUUUAUAAAAAUAACAGUUUUGGCAGAGAGAUCUUCUGUUCAACCUUUGACCCCAAAGAAGCGGCUAUUAACAAACUGCUUGUGCAUGGCGAUCAUGUCGUACUGUCCAGAAUUAGGAACCCAGUCUUAGAGACCUAUAUCUGGAUCUCUGGCACGAGUUGCCUGCAACUUGUCUGCAAACUUGACCUCUCCUCACCCCGAGUGUUCAAAUCUACUGCAGUGCUGGACAAGCAGAAGAGUGUGUACAGCAUCAGAGACAUGACACUGGUGGGCGAUCACACUCUGUGGGUGUCCUUGAAGAGUGGACAUGUCGUGGUUCUAAAUCUAUAUCAUGCAGAUGACACUGACAAGGUGAAACUUCUGAAACGACACGAAUUUGACACACAGUUACUUUUCACGUCGGAGGAAACCGAGACCAGCUGCGACUCUGAAUAUAUCCCUCUCGUGUUCUCAGUCGGAAAAGGGUUCGUGGGACUCCCGAAGUUCUCCCGUGGGGGGAAAACGACGAAACAAACUCAAGACUUGCGAUGGAAGCCUUGGAAUAUUAUCUCGUGGAAGGCUUCAGAGUUGCUAUGAUUCAUGCAGAUAUACUAACAUUUGUGUAAACCUCAUCAAAACCUAAUCUUUUUAAAUGUAAACUUUCAAUCAAAAACAUGAUAUCAAAGCUAACAUUUAUUAUUUCUUUUCAUUUCAUUUCAUUUAGUUUCAUAUCAUUGGCUAUAUUUAUACGCAGAAAAUAAUUGUGAAGGUAAAUUUCACAUCAAAAUUGAAAAUGGGAACUAUUA
Symsagittifera roscoffensis is the source of this 8405-nucleotide messenger RNA. RefSeq names its product leucine-rich repeat serine/threonine-protein kinase 2-like. Gene Ontology annotation, biological process: protein phosphorylation. NCBI's taxonomy places the organism in Eukaryota, Metazoa, Xenacoelomorpha, Acoela, Convolutidae. The record is from RefSeq and is a predicted model, not a curated record. Gene Ontology annotation, molecular function: protein kinase activity; protein binding; ATP binding. The coding region runs from base 307 to 8196 and encodes 2629 amino acids. The transcript has 15 exons.